AUGCCUCGCGAGCUGCCCAUCGCACUCCUGCCCGCCUUCCCGCGUUCAUAUCACCCUUCCCUUUCCCUUCUCCUCCGCUCCUUCUUCCCCUUCAUGCUGUGUGUCUCUCCACCUCCCAUCCUUCGUCGAAUCUCAUCCAGGAAGUCCUCUCCCACCCACUCCGUCUCUUCCAAGAGGAGCUUCUCCGACUUCGCCCUCGUCAAGCGGGCCUACUUGUCUCGAGGUGACUCCAAGCAGAGCGAACGGACUUUGGUCGAAACCAGCGAGCCCCAGGAGCUUAAAAUCCCCUUCCAGGUCGAUGUCCUUCUCAUUGAAGCCCCCACCCCUCCGCCCAAGGAUAGGUUCGAGGUGACCGCUUACCCGGAGCGUCACCCUCUGGAACGUCACCAGAAGCCUUUGCCUAUACCCCGGCUGGAGCUGACCCUCGAGGACACGGAACCGAUAUUCCCCUGGUACAGGCGCAGGUUCAUCUAUCCCGACACUGGAUCCCGUUAUACCCCCUCUCAGCCGUCAGUAUUUCCCCGUUCCGACUUUGCCUUCGCCGCUCCUGCAUCGGGCAAGACCGGUUUGAACCUGUUCGGUGGACUAGUCAACGAUCGAGCCAAGAACGACGUUUACUCCAUCUCGGCGCAAGACCAGGGCGUCACUCGUUUGUACACCAUCGGUGACAUCCCUUCACCUCGCUUUGGGCAAAAGAGCGCGUUUGCGGGCAGCGUCCUUGUCAUCUCGCGAGUGGACGCGCAUCACUGUCGACGGGCCGUCACCCACCGGUCGAAUUGGGCACUCGCUUGUGAUGAUCGGCCCGAAGAUUACAUUUUCGGAGGAGAGGCCAACGGAGCCUUAUUCAACGAUCUGUGGUGUUUCGAUCUCAGUUCUCUCGUCUCGAAGCCUUACUGGGAGUAUAUUCACUUUCCCUCACCCAAAGGCAACUCGGGUCAGAUGCCGUCCCCGCGCUCUGGGCAUACCUGUAUCGCUCACAAAGGACAACUUAUCAUGUUCGGCGGCACGGACGGGCAGUAUCACUACAACGACACGUGGGUCUUCGAUCCGGCAUCAAGGUCCUGGACUGAGCUGUCAUGCUUCGGAUACAUUCCCACCCCGCGCGAGAGCCAUGCCGCCGCGAUCGUAGACGACAUCAUGUAUGUCUAUGGCGGGCGUGGUGUCGAUGGCGCCAACAUGGGCAGUCUGGCUGCGUUCAAGAUCUCGACCCGGCGCUGGUUCAUGUUUCAGAAUAUGGGACCAGAGCCUUCACCGCGCUCGGGACAUGGCAUGGCAGCAGUCGGCUCCAAAGUGUAUGUCCUCGGAGGCGUCAGCGAAGAAGAUAUGAGCGGUUCUGGCAAAGAUGCCAAUUUCAUGUAUAUUCUGGACACGAAAAACAUCAAGUUCCCCACCACCAAGCACUCUGCUCCUCGCCACAAGGCGCUGCUUUCUUGA
Epithele typhae is the source of this 1434-nucleotide messenger RNA. RefSeq lists its product as uncharacterized. The coding region runs from base 1 to 1434 and encodes 477 amino acids. Gene Ontology annotation, molecular function: protein binding. The transcript is spliced from 6 exons. NCBI's taxonomy places the organism in Eukaryota, Fungi, Basidiomycota, Agaricomycetes, Polyporales, Epitheliaceae. The record is from RefSeq and is a predicted model, not a curated record.